This is a messenger RNA of Echinops telfairi (small Madagascar hedgehog), 4826 nucleotides long. RefSeq names its product neurocan (gene NCAN). The record is from RefSeq and is a predicted model, not a curated record. Lineage: Eukaryota; Metazoa; Chordata; Mammalia; Afrosoricida; Tenrecidae. Gene Ontology annotation, molecular function: calcium ion binding; hyaluronic acid binding. Bases 101 to 3799 code for a protein of 1232 amino acids. Gene Ontology annotation, biological process: cell adhesion. The transcript is spliced from 14 exons.
AGGGCUCGGAGCUGGACCCUGCGCCGAGCGAGCGGAGCCCAGCGUCCUUUGUGCGGGCGGUAGCCCCGGGGAUGAACCCGAGCUAGGAACCAGGUCCAGGAUGGGGGGGCUGUCUGUCUGGGCCACAGGCCUUCGGAUGCUCCAGAUGCUGCUGCUUGUGGCUGCUGGGGAGCAGAGCACACAGGAUGCUGAGAAGGGCCUCCACAUGCAGAAAGUGGGGUCGGGGUCAGUUCGGGCCGCACUGGCAGAGCUGGUGGCCCUGCCUUGCCUCUUCACCCUGCGGCCCCGGCCGGGCAUGGGCCGAGAUGCCCCUCGGAUCAAGUGGACCAAGGUGCGGACGGCAUCGGGCCAGCGACAGGACGUGCCCAUACUGGUGGCCAAGGACAACGUGGUGCGAGUGGCCAAGGGCUGGCAGGGACGCGUGUCACUGCCCACCUACCCUUUGCGCCGUGCCAACGCUACCCUGCUAUUGGGGCCACUGAGGGCCAGCGACUCUGGGCUGUACCGUUGCCAAGUGGUGCGGGGCAUCGAGGAUGAGCAGGAUCUGGUGCCCCUGGAGGUGACAGGCGUGGUGUUCCACUAUCGGGCAGCCCGGGACCGCUAUGCACUGACCUUUGCUGAAGCCCAGGAGGCCUGCCAUCUCAGCUCCGCCACCAUCGCAGCCCCGAGACAUCUGCAAGCUGCCUUUGAGGAUGGCUUUGACAACUGUGAUGCUGGCUGGCUCUCUGACCAUACUGUUCGGUACCCUAUCACCCAGUCCCGUCCUGGUUGCUAUGGUGACCGCAGCAGCCUUCCAGGAGUGCGGAGCUAUGGACGCAGGGACCCACAGGAACUCUAUGAUGUAUAUUGCUUUGCCCGUGAGCUGGGGGCCCACCACCCUACGCCACAACACAGAGACGCAGAGACCCCCUCAUCUGGGGAUGAGGGGGAGAUUCUCUCAGCAGAGGGACCCCUGGCCAAAGACCUAGAGCCAGGCCUUGGGGAGGAGGUCACUCCUGACUUCCAGGAGCCCCUGGUAUCCAGUGGGGAGGAAGAGCCCCUGCUCUUGACUGAGAAACAGGAGGCCCAAGAGACCCCCAGCACUGUCUCUAGGGGCCCCACUCUGGCCUGGACCACUGAGUCCUCCCUAGAAGCUGACGAGGCGUGGCUGAGCACAGUGGCCCCCUAUCUCAGCAGUGAAGAGGGCUCUGUGACAGGAAAUCACACAGCGGUCCCCCUGGCCAGCCCCACACCCAGGAAGAGGGGACACUUCAAAGGGCUGAACGGACGCCACUUCCAGCAGCAGGAUCCUGAGCAAGGGCUGGAGAUGGGGCUGGAGGCCAGUGCCCUGUCCCCAACCCCGGAGGCCACUGGGAAUCAAGUGGAGCCUUCCCUGGUCACAGGAGCCACCAGGGGAGCCACCCCGGGAGCUGCGAUGGCCUCCGCUGACCCUAGCCCUUGGGACAUCCUGACCAAUGAAGUCGAUGGGCCUGGAGCCUAUCCCCCUGGUGACAGAGGUUCCACGGAGCCCUGGCGGUGGCUUCCCACCACAGUCCCGCCCAGCACCCCAGGGCCCAGCAGAGCCCCUGAUGGGGAGCUUCAGGAAGAUGAAGGUCCCCAGGGGAAGCCAGCAGCCUCCACCCAGCCCUGGCCUACCUCCGAGACCGCUACCCUGGCUCUUGGGCUCAGCACUGACCCUCCGGAUGCCUCCCCCAAAGCGACCUCGCUGGACCUCCCUAUCAUGGCUAUGCUGCGUGCCCCCAAACUGUGGCUUCCGGGAUCCCCAACACCAGUCCCCGUUGAGGACCAUGGGGCCAAAGAGCAGGGGGACGUUCUAAGUGCUUCUCUACUUGUCCCCGUGCCAGAAAUGGCAGCCAGCCCCCCCGGCCUCAGUGACUUGGGGGCGUCUCUGCCGCCUCCCUCAUUGGGUGCCCCAAGUCAGAGCAGAGAAGCCACAUCACUGAUUCUCAUUGGCCCCAGAGCAGGCAACUUACCAGCCCCUUCCCAGGAAGCCUCAGAACCAGGAACCAGUGCCCUCCCUAACCCUACCAUCACUGUUGCCAGAGAGAUUAGGGUGACCAGCCCUCCUCAGCCCCCCAGCCCCAGUCCAGGGGUUCCCAUGGGUGAGAAUGUGGCAGCUGCCUUCACCCUCUCUGAGAACCUCGCUAAGCCUAUGGAAGCUGGAGACAUCCUGGGGUCUGAGCUUGGCACCUUCGACCAGCCGGCCGCUGCACCUUCAGGGAGCCCUGAAAUCUCCUUGGUGCCUGGAUUACCCCCAUUUGAGAGUGCAGGAAACCCAAGUUUGAAGCCUCAGGCAGCUGAGGACGGGGACAGCAUAGAGGAACCCACCGAUCCCACAGGGACAGGGGACCCAGUGGACGCUAGUGGACUUGGGGGAUCUGGAUCCCACAUGGCGGAGGGAGCCGAAAGCUUGGCCCUGACCCCGCCAGUGACUGUGGAUACAAGAGUGGUGACCUCACUCACAUCGCUGGACCUAGAGGACAAGCUUGGCGGCCUGACCACGUCCACACUGGCCUCGCCAAGCUCCCAACCCCACCCUGAGCCGGAGAACCAGACGGAGAUACUAGAGGGGUCCACUCGGAUACAGGAGGCGUCCACUCCUCCAUGGGAGGGCAGCCCCCCGGGGACGCCGACCGCAGCCAGCGUGGGCGAAGCAGCCUCUGUGUCCUCUGGGGAGCCUGCCGCGCCAUGGGAGCCCCGUGGCACCCUGCUGCCCAUCUCCCUGGGCCCCGAGGAGUCGAGUCUGGAGCUCAUGGCUGGGGGCCCGGGUGUGGAAGGUCUCUGGGAGGAGGCAGCGAGCGGAGAGGAGCUGGCCCUGCCAGGGAUCCCUACCAAGGGGAGCAUGGAGGAAGAGCCCUCUGAUCCGUGUGAGAACAACCCGUGCCUGCAUGGGGGGACCUGUACCGCCAACGGUACCAUGUACGGCUGCCGCUGUGACCAGGGCUUCGCUGGGGAGAACUGUGAGAUUGACAUCGACGACUGCGCCUGCAGCCCCUGCGCGAACGGAGGCACCUGCAUUGACGAGGUCAACGGCUUUGGCUGCCUGUGCCUCCCCAGCUACGGGGGCAGCUUCUGUGAGAAAGACACGGAAGGCUGUGACCGAGGCUGGCACAAGUUCCAGGGCUUCUGCUACCGCUACUUUGCCCAUCGGCGGGCAUGGGAGGACGCGGAGAGGGACUGCCGCCGCCGAGCCGGCCACCUGACCAGCAUCCACUCCCCUGAGGAGCACAGCUUCAUCAACAGCUUUGGACAUGAAAACACGUGGAUUGGCCUGAACGACAGGAUCGUGGAGAGGGACUUCCAGUGGACGGACAACUCGGGGCUGCAAUAUGAGAACUGGAGGGAGAACCAGCCGGAUAAUUUCUUCGCGGGCGGGGAGGACUGUGUGGUGAUGGUGGCACAUGAGAGCGGGCGCUGGAACGACGUGCCCUGCAACUACAACCUCCCCUACGUCUGUAAGAAAGGCACAGUGCUGUGUGGCCCCCCUCCAGUAGUAGAGAACGCCUCACUCGUCGGCGCUCACAAGGCCAAGUACAAUGUCCACGCCACUGUCCGCUACCAGUGCGAUGAAGGGUUUGCCCAACACCACGUGGCUACCAUCCGGUGCCGGGGCAACGGCAAGUGGGAUAGGCCCCAGAUCGUCUGCACCAAACCCAGACGGGCCCAUCGGAUGCGGCGCCACCACCACCACCACCAGCACCACCACCAGCAUCGCCACCACAAACCGCACAAGGAGCGCAGAAAACACAAGAAACACCCCGCCGAGGACUGGGAGAAGGAAGAAGGGAAUUUCUGCUGAGAAGCCCGGCAGACGACGGCACAACCACGCUCCCAUACCUCCUCUGGAGCCUUCCCCUGGGGAGACAGAGCCCUGGGAGAAACAAGAGGGUCCUGAGGCCCCUGGCCCCCCACCCCGCCCAUUAUCCUGUGUAAAAACUCCUCAGCCCCUCCUCCUUACAUACACAAGGUCCUCUUGGCAGGCAUAGCCGUAUGUCUGAACAGUCAGUCCCCAGUCUGCACUCUGGGAGCAUCUCCCAGGAGAGAGAAGCACAAUCCGAAUAUGCUGUUUUUGCUCCGGUCAAGGCCCAUGGCCAGGUGUCAAAAUAAGGCUUUGAUGAGGGUACAGGAGAGUAUGGUGGAAAUCACAAGAAGGCAUUUGCUCCCCCACCCAAGAGAUUCCGACUCAGUAAACAAUCUUAACCCAGGAGGGAGGCUUUAUUCAAGGUCCCUGGCUUGGACGUGGAAGGCUAAACAGAAGCACACCGCUAGAAUGGACCGCUGUGCUUCCUCCACCCCGGACUUGGACCAAAGUUCAGGGUUUGGUCUUGGUGGAUAAACACAGGGUGCCAGCGCCACUUACUGAAUUUUAGGCAUUUUUUUUUAGAACACCAUCCCUCCGUGCCCGCCGAAUUCGGGACCAGAAAACCAGAGCAAUAUCUAGGCAACGGAGGGGAAGUGUGUGGCUCAGCCUUCCCGGCUCGUCCAGUGCUGAGAUGCGGUGGUUCUGCCUGUGUGGGAGCCACCCACACAGGUGAGAGGAUGUUUGGGGCUUGAGGUACCCUGAUUUCUUCCCCCUCCAUCUCUCAGGGAGACAAAGAACCUCUUUCCUGGACCAAGGAGGUGCCAAGCUUCCUAGCCCAGUCCCCGUAUCCAUCUCUCAAGCUGUAGCAGUGGUGCCUCUGCCCUGGGCCCAGCUCCCACCUCCAUCCCAACCUUUCACCCAGCCAUUAACUGGCUGCCUAGAAAUGCUUAAACUUGAAGUAGAGUCACCUGCCUGUGUCAUAUUGUAGAGAGGUACACAGUAUCCAAACUGAAUGCACACACAC